AUGUUCUUAUCGGCGAAGGAGCUUUGGAGCUCGACCUUGGGCCCCCGCGCUGAUACGUUGAGACGAUUGGAUCUCGGUGAUCUCCGCCAAUCAAAGGGGCCGCAGGGUGCUCGAAACGCCGAACGCGUCGGUCAUGGACUGUCUGGUCAGUCGGACGAAUCGAGAAAGUCUACGCAGCAAUGGAUCUCCAACUGGAUUCAGGUCACUCGAGUCAUUUCAAUUGGGUAA
Penicillium chermesinum is the source of this 228-nucleotide messenger RNA. RefSeq lists its product as uncharacterized. The transcript has a single exon. The record is from RefSeq and is a predicted model, not a curated record. The coding region runs from base 1 to 228 and encodes 75 amino acids. Lineage: Eukaryota; Fungi; Ascomycota; Eurotiomycetes; Eurotiales; Aspergillaceae.